Molecule: messenger RNA, 4451 nt
Organism: Oldenlandia corymbosa var. corymbosa
Lineage: Eukaryota; Viridiplantae; Streptophyta; Magnoliopsida; Gentianales; Rubiaceae
Source: the annotation of a GenBank genome assembly
CUUUUGUUUUACGACAAAUUAGUCCAGAAGAAAUAAAUAAUUGAAUUGAAUGAGUACAUAAAAAUGUCAUUUUCGUAUGUAACGGGCUAAAUUAGUUUAAUUCCUCACUCGGACCGGGGCCGGCAGCUUAACGGUACUUAUCACUUAUCAGGUUAGCCACCAGAGUCUUACCGACUACCGGCGGGUGCAGAGAAUCAAACUCACCGGAACGAAAACAUUGUAAUAAAGACAGAAACAGAAGAAGUCUUAUUUGUUAAAAAGAAGAGAUUGGGAUUUCGGCGUUGUUGUUGCAGGUUGCAGAUCUACGGUUCAUAAUACCGUGAACCUCCGUCGGCGGCAGCACAUAUUGCCGUUCACCGACACUUUUCUCCUAUUCUUUAUCACUUUAUUGAGUUUUGUUGGUAAGGCCGUUAUCUAUGGAUGCCGGAAAGGCCAGAGCCCAUUCGGUUGUGAUGGAUACAUCCAAGCUUGAUAACUGGGCUAAAGAUGCCGCCUCCGAUCAGAGUUCAUUAGUGAAGGAGGCGAACUUAGGUCAAACACCUACUGUUCUAGAUGCAAACAGCAAUAUGAUAGACACGCCUAACUUGGCUAAAGAUGACCAUGUUUUCGUUAGCGGACCCUGGCCAAGCACUCCCGAUACCAUAGGAGACCGCCGCCACAUUGCAGCAUCAACCCCACUCUCCUUGACCAAACCAGUUGCUCAUGAUGUUCGGAAGAGAUCCGCGGAUGCCACAUAUGAUGAUAUUUGCACUCCAAAAGGAAGCGUUUUUGAUCCUCUGAUAGCCGAUCGCCACCCUAAGCAAGGCGGGCAAGAGGAUACACCCUCUAGUGCUGUACGGAGCCUUAACUUUGACAAUGCUGCUGCCGAUCAGAUGGUUGUGGAGGAAACGGUUGUCUCUGAGUCUGAGGAGGAGACUUUAUUUCAAACCAUCUAUGGGGCCAUUAUUGAAGAAAUCAUCGUAAUGCAGGCUAAGGGGGUUACUGAUUCAGUCGGCUUUGGGAGUCCUACUUCGGUGCCUAAACUUAGUGGAAUUGCUGAAACUUGCCCACCAGCUCCGUUGAAGCAGCCUAAUAGAUCAAAGUUUAGAAACAUCGACAGAAGUUUGUGCAGGAAACUUGAGUUUUGACGGGCAUUGUUAAGGUGCACUACUGAUGCUCGUCUUUGUUGCUCUAUUCUAAAUCUUGUAGUUCUAGGUCUAGCUUGUUUUUUCUUCAAUACUUUUAGAAUCUUUUUGAAAUAAUAAGUGGAAGCAUUGAGGCAUUACUUUCGAAUAACCAGCAAUUUGGUGGGGGAUCUCCUAAGUAACUUUAAUUGGUAGUGCUUAUGGAGAUAUUAAAUACCUGAGUUUUUGUAGAGUAGAUUGUGAUGAUGUUAGAUUUUGGUUUAUGUUUUAUUUUAGGCUUCCCUGUUGUUCCUUGACCUAAUUUACUGUAAUCUUGGGCUAUUGCCUUUUUGACAAGCAACAAGUAUCAUGUGCUGGAUAAACUGUCAAGAAUGAUGGAUCAGGCUGUGUAUCAUUGUCUUUAAGCUCCAGCCAAAACAUGAUUUUGAGCUAAAGAUAGAAUGGGUGUACUUUGUUACUUCGCUAUGCUAUAAAGCAGAACUGUCUUGGAUUUGUAUUAAAGAUCUCCUCGCACAACUCAACUCUCUUCUUCCCACGAAUGCCAACUAACAGCUGCCAAGAAGAGUUUAUUUGAGCAUGUUCCACUCCACGGAUGUCCAGAGUGCACUGACUUUGGCAAAGCUCUUACAGUUGUGCUGAGAAUCUCAGCAUUUAAUAAGGAGAAAAGUCUGUUGGGUUAUAUACUUAUAUUAUCAGAUUUUUCAUGGCCUUAUUAGGCUAACUAAAUUGGCUUGAAGCGGUGCUGGCAUUGUCAUGUAUGCUGCUGCGUCUUCAGCCUACAGAAUACUACUCUUUCACCCCGGUUUCCAAGCUUCUCCAGCAAGCUCUUCUUCAGACAGCUCAGCCAUGAAAAAUGUUUUCAUAGAAAGAUACGGAGCAUAGACACCUAUCUCAAAGUGAAGCGCUUGGUUUGGAAACUGUUGACAGACUCACUUGCCAGUUGCCAACCAAGCCAAUCUGCAGCAGGGGGAAAAUGUCACUGCUGCGAGCAUUUGAUGCAGCAGUGUGGAGGACCUUCGUCAUAUCAUCUUCAGUAUUGAUUUUGCCAGAAAAACUUGGGAGCUGCUGGAGGUGUAGAAUGCAAUCUUUAAAUAUCGGCAGAAUGACUUCAGCGAAAGGAUGGCUAGUCUUCUUGGAGAGCUGAAAUAAAGGGUGCUGUCCUUGUUUGCAUUGGUAUGCAAUAUAGUUUGUGGCACACAUGCCGUCCUUUGAUGUUUGAGGGAAUCUUCAGACUGGCUGAAGAUGUUGCAACUUGUGGAAGGGUAAAGACAGCUUGGCUGCAAAUGAAAAGUUUCCAACAGCUUCCGCCAGUAGUGCUAUUGAAUCGUCCAAGCAAACUCACUUCAACACUUAAUUGGCACUACUUUUUGGUUUGAUGCUCCAAUCAGUUCUGCUGAAAAGAGUUCAGCUGUUGGCAUCCUAAUAUUGAUUUGAUGGAGCAAUCAGUUCUGCUGAAAAGAGUUCAGCUGUUGGCAUCCUAAUAUUGGUUUCAUCCUCAGGAUUUAUAGGCUGCUGUGUGAAACACUUACGUAGUUGUUCAGCCUCCAUUGUCACUGAAAGCAUGGCGGUGGGAGAAGAAGGUACAUCCUUGGUGUCCCUUUUACAGGGAAUUUCUCAGUCCACUCUGGUUGGUUAUCUUCUGACAAAAGAUAUUGAUCUGUCUGAUUGGGCCUGAUAUUAUCGGAAAUGAAAGCUUGCUUGCUCCAGACGAAUGUACAGAAACUAGUGUUAUAAAGCAUACUUGAGCUUGCAUGGCUAACAUUGAAAUCCAAUCCCCCCCAUUUGUUCCUCAACGGUUUUGUUUACUUUAUCAGUUAUCCUAGUGAAUCUGCCAAUCUGCUAAGAUUCUUGGCCUGGUACAAGGUUGCAACGAACUCAUCUACCCCAACUCCCUGAUUAAUUAAUUUACCUACCUUUUAUGUCGGUACUAGUGAAAACCAUCGAGCAGAAUCAGAUAUUAGAUACAGAACAAGAAUAAUAGUAAAGACAAAACGAACAAUUGUCCUACUUGUACAGGGCAAAGGUAGUAGUAAACUAGUAUAGUACUAGAAUGUAGCAGUUGGAAGUUGGAACUAAGCAAAACUGUACUAUUAAAGUACUAAAUAUUAUGAGCAGCAUCAAUUCAAUAAUUAACAACAGAAAAGAUACAACAAAAGAAGCAGUAGAAGUGGUUGAGCUGAGUGACUGAACUGAACCAGAAAAGCACAACACUACCAGUGAGUGUAGGAGUACUACAAUUUGGUCCGAUAAUGACAGGUUUGGUUGGUGAGUGUCCGAGACGAGACAUCAACAUACAAUUCACAUGUAGUGUAAGACACCACGUGGAACUUGAAGAGGAUCCUCACGUACCCGGUGAUUCUGGUGUAAGUACUCAGGACCAGAGUCCCCGACCGGACGUCGGAGAAAAGGCUGUUUCCGGCCAAGAGCCGAUCGGCCAUGAGGGUCAGCGUAACAUUCAUGGGAAGCGUCUGACCCGACCCGAUCUUGCCAGCCGGGAUGGGGACUUCGCCCACCUGAGUGUCUCGGUAUUUGAGUAACGCGGUGGAGUUGUCGUAGUGGAAGCUCACCUUGUUUGGGUUGUGGACGGCGAUGUUGGCGUCGACGCUGACGUUCAACAGGACCCGGAGGCGGAGGAUGUCGAGGGAGAGGUGGAAGUCACGGAGGGAGACGGAGUUGACGGUGGUCGUCGGACGCUUGGCUUUGAAGACGGUGAGGCUCAGGAUUAGGAUCAAUAAUCCGAUGGCUAAUACGGCGGAGAUUACCCAUCCCCAACACACCCAUUUGCUCCUCCUUUUCUUCCCACCUUUUUUGGUGCCUGUGCUUUCUGGGUCGUUGUUGAAUUUCUUGGAAUCCACCUCCAUAUUUUUUUUUUCCCUUCUUCUUCUUCCUCCUCCCCUGCUCCUCCUAAUGAUGAGUACAGAGUUUAAAAAGUGGCAAGAAGAUUCGGAGGUUCAUGUAUCUUCUAUUUUACAAUUAUUGCUUCUGAUCUGGUCACAAAAUCUUAAACUAUAUAGUUGUUGGGGGGCCGAAUUUCGUUUUCGUUUUACCUUCUUCACAAGGAAACCUGGGAAUCUGGGUGAAGAGAGAGAUGACAAGAGGAGGAAACUUGAGGGGGGAGCAAGAUAGAUCUUCCAAACCAAAUUGAGCUUUUUAGGUUUUAUGAUUGAUGUUUGAUGACGAGAUUUCGACGGAACUACUUUACUUGCUUUUUUCCAUAUUGGCUGGGUCCUCCUAGAUGGGGGUUUAAAAGUUACAGCCAAAAUAAAUGUGGUUAAGGAUUUAGUUGAACCCACUAACUACCACCUAAAUUCGGUAUUACAUUGUUAU